Messenger RNA from Suncus etruscus (white-toothed pygmy shrew), 855 nucleotides. Its product is annotated as stomatin-like. The record is from RefSeq and is a predicted model, not a curated record. The transcript has a single exon. Gene Ontology annotation, cellular component: plasma membrane. The coding region runs from base 1 to 855 and encodes 284 amino acids. NCBI's taxonomy places the organism in Eukaryota, Metazoa, Chordata, Mammalia, Eulipotyphla, Soricidae.
AUGGCUGCGAAGCGGCAGAACUCAAACAACGAAGCCCGGCGGCUCCUCAACUCUUUUAAGGACACCCCGGGCAAGGGUCUUGGGACUUGUGGAUGGAUCUUGGUGGCUGCUUCAUUCUUGUUCACCGUGAUAACAUUCCCUAUCUCUGCAUGGAUGUGCAUUAAGAUAAUAAAAGAAUAUGAACGAGCCAUCAUCUUUAGGUUGGGGCGCAUUCUGCAAGGAGGUGUCAAAGGACCAGGUUUGUUAUUUAUCCUGCCUUGCACCGACAGCUUCAUCAAAGUGGACAUGAGAACUAUUUCAUUUGACAUUCCUCCUCAGGAGAUCCUCACCAAAGAUUCUGUGACCGUUAGCGUGGAUGGUGUCGUCUACUACCGUGUGCAGAACGCCAUCCUGGCUGUGGCCAGUAUCACUAACGCCAACGCGGCAACUCACCUCUUGGCACAGACCACCCUGAGGAACGUCCUCAGCACCAAGAAUCUUUCUCAGAUCCUCUCAGACAGGGAGGAAAUUGUACACAAUAUGCAGAACACCCUGGAUGACGCCACUGACGGCUGGGGGAUUAAGGUGGAGCGUGUGGAAAUCAAGGGGAUGAAGCUUCCAGUGCAGCUGCAGAGAGCGAUGGCUGCUGAGGCCGAGGCAUCCCUGAAGGCCCAUGCCAAGGUCAUUGCUGCCGAGGGAGAGAUGAACGCGUCCAGGGCUCUGAAAAAGGCGUCCAUGGUCAUCACUGAGUCUCCUGCCGCCCUUCAGCUGCUGUACCUUCGGACACUCACCACCAUCGCUGCAGAGAAGAACUCCACCAUUGUCUUCCCUCUGCCCAUUGACAUGCUGCAAAGCAUCGUGAGAGCGAAGAAAUGA